This is a messenger RNA of Bursaphelenchus okinawaensis, 5578 nucleotides long. The record is from the annotation of a GenBank genome assembly. NCBI's taxonomy places the organism in Eukaryota, Metazoa, Nematoda, Chromadorea, Rhabditida, Aphelenchoididae.
AUGAUAACCCGAUCAGUGAAAGCAUUUUGGCAACGACAUUUGAGAAAAGUUGGACUGGGUAUUAAAUCCGAAGAAUUACAAGGUAAUUUUUACAACCUGGGCAUUAAAAUUUUUUAAUAAUGUAAGGAAAGGUGAGUUACAUUAUUAAAUUUUUUGUUUUUAGAAAAAGUGGUAGGAUGGUCUAAUCAGAUGUUAGAAGAGUUGAUUGUAAAGCAAUCUCAAGCGCAUAUUGCUAUUUUUAACUCGCAUGAACCUAAAUUGGCACACAAGUUUCUAAAUUCUGGAUUCCCAAAGGUUUCUUUGAUUGAGAGCAAUAUCAAAAUGGCUAGUCGACAAAAGGUAGGAUAAUAUUAGGAAAAGUUGAUGUAACUUUUUUUAAAGUUUAGUUAGAGAUUUGGAAAUUUGGGAGAUUGAAGAGUGUUUUGUACGUCGACUAUUGUAAAAAGGAGAUUUUAAAACUUGAAAAAUGUUGAAGUUACAGUGAACUCAACGUACCACACUUAUUAAAAAUAUUUUUCUUUGUUUUUAAUAGAACUUUUUGCACUGUGCAGCUAUAGAUUUUAAAUUUUUAGUAUAUGUAGGUUAUUUAUUUUGUCAACUAAACUUUUAAAAAAUUAUUUUAAUUUAAAAAAAUUCUUGAGGUUACAUGAGGUUUACCAUACCCAUUAUUUUUGUUUGCUUUUUUGGUUUUUUAAUUAAAAUAUGAUGAAUUUUUAUUAAAAUUAAAUAGAAUUUAAUAAAAAUAAUUUUAAAAAAUUAUAAUCAAUAAAGAAUUAUAAACACUUUAAAUAUUCUAACAAACACACAAUAAAGACCCAAAAAGGCCAUGGAUAAUAUAAGAUUGAGCCGGAUUUUGCUGGUAAUGCAUGAACAGAAGAAAAGUUUCUUGGUGUAGUAGUGUCAUAGUAUUGUAUUUUGCCCGUUUGUGUUGGAUCAUCGUAUUUUUCUUCCGUUAUAUCUGAGUUACGGAUGUAUGCAACCUCACGGAACCUUUGGAUUCUGUGAAAGACUGCAAAGUCUUCGUUUGGCUUGGAGAAACUAAAAAGUUCUAGGUGAAUUUUUAUGACAAUGUUAAGUCAAAGGUUUAGAAGGGCAAACACUUUUUUUAUAGAGCAGGAAAUGGCAAGAAAUUAAUUUAUAUUACACUUACACAAAGUCUUCUUCACUGAUUUUUGAUGAAUCUGGAGUUUGAACUUGAUGGCUAGCUUUUUUAGUAUUUUCUUCCAUUCUUUUUGUCUUUAAGGUAUUGUUUUGUUUGUUUUCAUCUCUUUUUGCAUACUAAAAACGAUGGGUAUGUAAAAAGAACCGAUAUUAAUGUAGGUUAUGGUGGGAUUGAAUUUUUUUUCGCUUUUUUUUCGUCGACACUAUCUACCUCAAUGUAACCCAAGUAAUUUAAAAACAAUUUUUUGAUAAAAUCUUAAAAAGACCUCACCUGAAAAACGGAAAUUUUGUUCUUACUAGCACCAUAAAACUUCCGGCUCUCAAACUUGGACCAAUUGCUUUUUUGUCGAUUAUCCUUGACAAAAGUUGUUAGCCUACACUUCCAGGCUCCUCGAAGUUCGUACAUAUUGUUAGGUUUAAUUCGAACUGCAUACCAAUGUCGUUUCUCUUCGUACUCAAAUCGUACUGUGUCGUUUUUCCAAGAAAUUAUGGCAGAACUCUGAUUUCCGAGGGUUUUCCAUUGAAUUUUGUCGGUUUGCUCUCGGAUUCUAUGGGAUUCGAUUAUUUUGUCAGCGUCGAUUUGUAGCAGGAUCUUGUUGUUGAAGUAGAAUGCUACACUGACUUGGAUCUGAAGGUAGGAUAGAGUUUUCUAAUACAUUUUUUUUCAAACAAGCUUUAAAGUUUCCAGGUAAAAAGGGCUGAUAGAUAAAAAAAAAGCUAUGAAUUGAAUUUCAAAUAGACCUGUAAAGGGCUGGAUUUUUUUUUGACUAGGUUUUGGCUCGGGCCCAUGUUUGAAGGGUUGUCCGCUUUUGAACUUGCUGUAGCCUGGGGCCGGAGCUGGCCUAGUGAGCCCCUUCUAAAUAUAGCUUUAAUCGAACUUUUAGCUCGGCUUAGGCUUUAUUUCUGCUUCUGUGGUCUAAUCUGUUUAACUUUGACUGGGUGUAGCCUUUCAUCGGUUCGUUUUAUAAGAUGUUUUAGGUUUUCAGCUUCUUUUUGUAGCCAUUUUAGCUUUUUAAACUCACUUUGUGUCUGGUUUUUGGUGGAGGAGGGCAUCGUAAUACGAAAUCACUAGGUCUUGUGUGCAUAUCUGAAAUCAUAGGAAUGAAGGUUUUGAAAAGACAUUAGUGUAGUUGUAAAAAAUUAGAUGUUCUCUUUAUACUAGACUUGAAAGGGUGCUUACUAGGCUCCGCACGGGUGCGGGAGAAGAAAAUUUGUAAUUGCCAGGACACUAGAGGUGAAACUAAGGCAGGGACCCAUCAAAAUUUAUUUUUAAGGUGAGGAAACACAUGGAAAAUGACAUGGCCAAAAAAAUUGGGUCCGGCCCUUUCAAGUCCACUCCUCAUGCGAUGUGGAGCACAUUGAGUUGGUUUUGGAAAUACGGAGCUUUUGGUCCUGUUCUAACUUAAAAAUAGGCUUACGUUGAUUCCUGGGAUGCCUGACUUUUCUAUCCGAUGAUGUAGCACAUACACAAACCAGUAACAUAACUACUGGCCAACAAUGAACUCGAAACAUAUAUAAUCAUAUGAAAUAAAGUAAUGUAGCUCAAGCAAAAAUAUAGUCUUUAUACAGUAAUAUCAUAUAAAAAUACAGUAAUACAGUUAAAAUACUGUAACCUAGCUCAAAACCUUUAGUACUAGGUAAUAGCGCAACAAUGUAAAAGGUUAACAACUCAAACACAAUGCCGAAACGUUUAGAACAAAAGGUCAACGGCUGGCGAAUGGCAAAUGUCAUAAAGCCAUUUGAGGAUUUGUCACAAAUCCAAUUUGGUGGGCUUGAAGACGGAACCCCCGCGAACUUUUGCCUUCCCAAAAUCAAAUCGACACACACUUGAUGCUAUUUAGUACGCUUUUUGCACAUUUGUGUUCCGCGUUUCGGCCCCCAACGUGAUUAUAUUGAAUUUUGAAUUUAGAGGGUCGAAAAUUAAUUUUAUGUUUUUUUUUUAGUUUUAGGCUUAAAAAUUAUGUUUGGUUUUAAAACUUUAGGCAUUAGUGACGUUGCUAAAGGUGAGGGGGUGGGCGAAUGGGGAUGGACAGGGCCGGGCGGGGACUUUUGGUCUGGGGGCAGGGGUCCAAAAAAAAUCUGUGUCGAUUUUUUGCGAAAAUUUUUUUUCCAAAAAAUCCACAGGGGGGACCACGUUCAAAUUUUUUCGAAAAUUUUUUUCUGGGGGGGGUACCCCCCCACGUCCCCCCCCUCGCGCCCGGCCCUGGGGGUGGACAUACUUUUUCUUUUAGAAAAAAUAUGUAGCGUAGUAAAUUUUAUAUGGCAAACAGGGACGUCGCUACGGAUUUUCUCUGGGGGAGGGGGAGGCCGAAAAAACAUUUUUCGUCUACAGGUAGCUGUGGACCGAUUUAAAAAAAAUUUUUUUUUUGUUUUUUUGCGUACAGGUACCUUACCUGUGGAAUUUUUUUUCGGAUCGCUUCUGUGGGAGGGGGGUACCACCCCCUACAACUCCCCCAAACGACGUCCCUGAUGGCAAAGGUUAAGUUAAAAACGUCUUCUUGGACUGAAAACUGCAUCUUACGCUUAAAAUUGAACUUUUAGACAUUAAAAUUAAAUUUGGGCAUAAAAAUGAAUUUUCGGCUAAAAUGAAAUUUUAGGCUUAAAAAUAAAAUUUUAAGUUUGAAAAUGAAAUUUAGGCUUAAAAAUGAAGUUUUAGUUUUGAAAAUAAAAUUUUAGGUUUUAAAUGAAACUAUCGACAUAAAACUGACACUUUAGGCCUAAAAAUUAAAUUUUGGACCUAAAACGUAGUUUUUUUUGUAAAAUACGAGAUUAAGAUUUUUUAGGUUUUGACAUCAGAAGAGCCGCGAAUCAACGUCUUCUAUGCUUCAAUACAAGAAGAUAUAUUAUCGCCAGCUAAAUCUUCACCUUUAAGUAAACAGUCGUUAGCCAGAAUGUUACUUCCCGCCAAACAUAUGAAUAAUAAAUGUACGUUUUUGGCGUUAAAAUGACGUUUUUUCAUUGGAAAUGAGGGUUUUUAGAUUUAAUUUUUUUUGUAGUUUUUAAAAUUUUGAAAACUUUGAAAUUUGGACUAACCUUGCUAUUUUCAGUGUCACUAAUAAUAGGAUGCCUACCUCUCUUAACUCAACAACAUACUAUAACAACAUCACUGCUAAAUCAACUUUUAAUCUUUUCACGACGAGCGGCGGUCGAAAAGUCUUGGACCAACCGGCUGUUAAACGAAGAAUCGAAUAAUGAUCAUCUACUUGAUUUCUACCCACCCGACACUAUAUAUGAUGUCACCCGCCCUGGGCUGAUCACUUUUUUGAAUCCAGGGUAGGUAAGUGCUAUGGUUAUGAAAACGGUUACUGUAACUAUUGGGGUUUUAAAACAUUUUGAAGUUUUGGUUUAAGGCAAUUUUGAAGGAGAGUAUAGCCUAAUAUGGCAGAGAAUUUGAAGUUGUUACCUAUUUUUUAAAAAAAAAUAUAACAAAAAGAAGAUUUUCAAUAUUUUAGGCAACUGACCCUACUGAAAUGUAAUCAAGAUCAAGAUUUGGAGUUUUAUUCGUUUCGAAACAAACUCUACUCGUUUCUCUAUGAUAAGUUCUUCACGGUGAUUCCAUUGACGGAACGACAAGGCUUCGGAUCAGACUGCUUUUAUCCAGAAGCGAUUGAGAACACCAGUAUUACUCAUGAACAAAAAUUGAAAUCGGUAUGAUUUAAUUUAUUUUUGUGUUAGUUUUUUGAAUUUAGCGUUAGGGGGCUAAGCUAAAGGUUUUUUAAGCCUAAAUUUUGAUUUUUGUUUUUAAAAUUUUAUUUUUAGGCUUGAGCUUUUAGUUUUAAGCCUAAAAAUGAUUUUUUAUGCCCAAGGUUUACUUUUUAAGCCGAAACAUUCAUUUCCAAGCCUAAAUUUCAUUUUUUAGUCUAAAAAAUCAGUUUUAAGCCUAAAAUUCAUUUUUAAGUUUAAUAAAUCAUUUUUAAGCCUAAAAAAACCAUUUUCAGAUUGGCUACAAAAUUACCGACUUCUACCCACUUUUCAUAAUGCCAAAAGAUAUCAAAGCAGUACUAAAAGAAUUGGCAGAGACUUUUUCAGAUUAUAAUUCAAGUUUGAUAGCUAUGGAGUUGGCUUGUUGGAUGGAUUUGGUCAGUAAAUUGGCACCGACCAAGGAUUUGAAGGCGCAGUUAGUGUAAGUUUUUAUACCUAGCCUACACUUUCUUUUUUUGCGAUAUUUGCAAAUUUUGGCAUAAGUUUUUGCGUUGACCGGCUUCGCCUUGUUAUGUAAGACAAUUUCAGAAAGCUCUUCCCAGACCUAGAAGUACCAGGUGAACUAGAAGGUCCGGUACAAGAUCAUUCACCUGAAGUCAUCUACAAUAAUUUCCCGGUUGGCCAGAAAUUAUUCACAAGUCCAGAAGGAAUGGAGAUUUUCAAGGAGUUUGUGGCCAAAAUGAUCAAUGUUAGGCAAGGAAAUUAUGUGGAUUGA